GUCUGGCCUGUUCUGCUGAUUCCUGUGCCUGUCCUGGCUCCUGUGCUCCUCCCAGCCUGCGAGCUCAGGCUGUGUCUUUACUCUCAGCUUGCUGUCUGUCCAACUUGCUGUGAAUGGGACACCUCCAGAAUCAACAUCUGCUGACUGCCUUGUCCAGCACUCCAACUUUGUCUUCCAUGAAGAACUCCAUAGCCAGUGUCCAUCAUUAAUUAUAAUGUACUCAUACUUCUUGAAGUAUUCUGGGCACACAAUAGCUGGACCCCUCUGCCUCAGGGUAGCUCAGAUGGAUUGAAUCUUCUGUGUUGAAUGCCUCUGGAUUUCCUAUUGGAUUUCACAUCUGGGGAAAUACUUGUGAUUUAAGCCACUGUGGCAGACUGAAUUGUGGAUCCUGGGUUCCCAAGACUUUAGCUCUUGAGGAGAAGCCACUGCUCGAUCACGUUAACCUGACAUCUCAGCCACGAUGGUGCUGUCACAAAGGCAACGAGAUGAACUAAAUCGAGCGAUAGCAGAUUACCUCCGUUCCAAUGGCUACGAGGAGGCAUAUUCCGUUUUUAAAAAGGAAGCUGAAUUAGAUGUGAAUGAAGAGUUAGAUAAAAAGUAUGCUGGACUUCUGGAAAAAAAAUGGACAUCUGUUAUAAGAUUACAAAAGAAGGUAAUGGAAUUAGAGUCGAAACUGAAUGAAGCUAAGGAAGAAUUUACAUCAGGUGGACCUCUUGGUCAGAAACGAGACCCUAAGGAGUGGAUUCCUCGUCCUCCAGAGAAGUAUGCAUUGAGUGGGCACAGGAGUCCUGUCACUCGAGUCAUUUUCCAUCCUGUUUUCAGUGUUAUGGUCUCUGCUUCAGAGGAUGCCACAAUAAAGGUGUGGGAUUAUGAGACAGGAGACUUUGAGCGAACCCUGAAGGGGCACACAGACUCUGUGCAAGAUAUUUCCUUUGACCACACUGGCAAACUCCUGGCCUCCUGUUCUGCUGAUAUGACCAUUAAGCUAUGGGAUUUCCAGGGCUUUGAGUGCAUCAGAACUAUGCAUGGUCAUGAUCAUAACGUUUCUUCGGUAGCCAUCAUGCCCAACGGUGAUCAUAUAGUUUCUGCCUCAAGGGAUAAAACUAUCAAAAUGUGGGAAGUCCAGACAGGUUACUGCGUGAAGACUUUCACGGGGCACAGAGAAUGGGUGCGCAUGGUGCGGCCCAACCAGGACGGCACCUUGAUUGCCAGCUGCUCCAACGACCAGACGGUGCGCGUGUGGGUGGUAGCGACAAAGGAGUGCAAAGCUGAGCUCCGAGAGCACGAGCAUGUGGUAGAGUGCAUUUCCUGGGCUCCCGAGAGCUCCUACUCCACCAUAUCAGAAGCUACAGGAUCAGAGACUAAGAAGAGUGGCAAGCCUGGGCCUUUUCUGCUGUCUGGAUCCAGAGACAAGACCAUUAAGAUGUGGGACAUUAGCACUGGCAUGUGCCUUAUGACACUUGUGGGCCAUGAUAACUGGGUACGUGGUGUCCUGUUCCAUUCUGGGGGAAAGUUUAUUUUGAGCUGUGCUGAUGACAAGACUCUCCGUGUCUGGGACUUCAAGAACAAGCGGUGCAUGAAAACCCUCAACGCGCACGAACACUUUGUUACCUCUUUGGAUUUCCACAAGACAGCCCCAUACGUGGUGACUGGGAGUGUAGAUCAAACAGUAAAAGUGUGGGAGUGCCGCUGAUGGAGUUCACAGUGACCCCUUUUCCUCUGGAUGCACUCAGAUACCAUGGUUACCCAUUGAGCUCUGUUUAAAUAAAUAUUGUCCUUUCAUGUAAAUUAUUCUGGAUGUAGAUUGAGCUUAUUAAAUGUUACACACAAAGUAUUCAUGCAUGGUGAAUCCAAAUUGUAUACUGUAAAUUUACAUACGUUGUCUAGAAGUACCAUAGGUUUAAGAACAUGGGCUGGCAUUGGUCACAUCAGACCUGAGAAGGCAGAAGUGGGAUGCUUGGAAUAGGGCACUUAACUGAAUAGUUGACAGUGUCGUUAUGUCGGAUAAUUAUACCUGUUUUUCUUUCUGCUGUCUGUUGGUGCCUGAAUUGGUGACCUCAUUUGGGAAAAGUUUUGUAGGGCUCUUUCAGAAAUGUGUAUCUAUGUAACAUCACUUAAGUGUGCUUAAUAAAUCUUCUCUAAGAAUACUAGAUAAUAAGGCUGCAAUUCAGAAUCUUCUGAACCUUAUAUGUAAUUAAUGGAAAUUAAUUAAACUCUGGAAUAUUUGUCAUGAAACAUUUGCCAAAUCAACAGAAAACACUUGUUUUGGCCUCCUAUCACACAAGGGUUGGUAUAUUUAUAGAACUGACUGUAAACCUGAAAUAAGACAACAAAUCUUAGUCGCAGCUGAUGUGAUAAAUGUAUUUAUUUUUUAUUUGGUCAUUCAAUGGUUAAGCUGUGCUGUUGAACUAAGUUUAAAUGGUUUUUUGUUUGGAUUUUUUAAUGCUAGACGAACUUCCAGGAGGAGUUGUCCAUCCCACUAGAGUUUAGUGAUCCAGUUUCCAGUAGAGCUUCCUCUCCCAAAUGACUGCCGUGGUCCAACUUGCUGUUUGCUUUCCAUGUUUGUUAGAGAUGUGAAAUUCCUAUUACACAGCAGGAUCAAAAGACACUUCCCUCAUUCACUGGCAGGAAAUUGGGGUAUACAAAAGCUUCUUGGUUUCCUUAGUGCCUCCCUGGACAAUGAGGUGAUCCUCACCUUGGCAAUAUGGCUCCAAUAAAAACUUCCUGGGCUUUGCAAGUGGAGAAGAACCUUGGGCUGCAGCAUUGAAAUACUUUAAAGGAAGCACUAAGUAUCUUGAGAAUCAGUUGACAAUGGCAGGUCAGAUCCAUGCAGGCUUCUAAAAGAAAGAUGCCGUGAACAAAGCCCACACCCAGUUGUGGGAAUGAUGCUAAAAGUUAAAACCAAACCCAAAUCCUAUCAGCAAAACCAGCCCCGCUCAGUUAUUAGUAUUUAUGUUGUUUGGUGUACACAAUUUUUAAUUUGCAUAUCCCUAGGGUUACAUAUUUUGAUCUGAAAUUAAUGAAAUAUUAUGAAUUAAUAUUUUAAUCAGCAUUUUGGUGACAUAUUCCAUUGUAGAUAACCAAGAAUUACAGUACUUAUCAAACUAACCAGGUAUUUUUAAAAAUCAACUUUAAAAUUGACAAUACAAUGAAGUACCAGGCUGAUGUUUUAACAGGUGGAUUUGUGCUUUAUUUUAUUCCUUUGGUUUAAUCCAUGGCUUUUAAAAUGUCCUUUUUAAAGCUGAGAGUCCCUGACCAGCAUAGGGUGGGCUGGAGGGUGAACACACUGCACUGGUGAGGGGGAAACUUCCACAGUCAGCCCUGAAGGACCCGUUGUUCUGUGGGAGGAGCUGGAUUGGAGCGUGGGAUUCUCUGGGAAGCGGUGGAGAAAGUGGGAUUCUGAUGUGGGGGUUUUCAGAGCCAGUUUAAGAUCCAGGCUGAUCUCUUAAAGCCAGUGGUUUCUGUCAUUCUCAGUGUGUGUUGCUGCAUAAGCAUGCACGAAUAAAGUCUGUUUUGUUUGUUAGCUGCUUGGACUGGAAACAUUUGCUGCUUUUUGUCCUAUUGGAGAAUUUCCAGAUACAAAAGUAGUGCAUCUUAAAUCCCUCCAUGCAUCUGCAACUGUAAAGUAAUGACAUCUGUUUAAUUCCUGGUAGGACCUAGAAACUUUAUUUAAGUCUAAAGUAAACCACCCUCAUGUACAUAACUCAAACCUGAAUGAGAAAUUAAAGGUACCUGUGAUGUGGAA
Molecule: messenger RNA, 3745 nt
Organism: Cinclus cinclus
Lineage: Eukaryota; Metazoa; Chordata; Aves; Passeriformes; Cinclidae
Gene: PAFAH1B1
Product: platelet activating factor acetylhydrolase 1b regulatory subunit 1
Exons: 11
Coding region: 461-1693 (410 amino acids)
Biological process (GO): intracellular protein transport; intra-Golgi vesicle-mediated transport; retrograde vesicle-mediated transport, Golgi to endoplasmic reticulum
Cellular component (GO): COPI vesicle coat
Molecular function (GO): protein binding
Source: RefSeq, a predicted model, not a curated record